AAGGGUGAGGCGUAAGACAGAGAGAGAAGGUACGAACGCGCAGUUGUGUCGCAGUUACUAAAAGAGAACAGAAGAUUAAGUAUUAUACUUUUGUUUGACAAGAAUGAUUUUUUCUGAGGACUUAAACAAACUUUUCAGAAAUGAGCUUCUCGUCUUGGGGCUGGUCUAUCUUUAUUUUCAACCUACAGUUGGAGGGACAGAAAUCAGAGCGGUCCGUGGCAAUGGCGUCUGGAUCAACUGCACGUUUGACCCGGCUAGGAUGAAAAUGGACAACGUGCCGGUAUCCUGGUAUCUAAAGCAGGGCAAUGGCUCCAGACGGGUCCAAUACUAUGAGAAUGGUGUGGAUCAUCUGCAGGACAGGGCAGCCUCCAGGAGGGGACGCGUUUACCCUGAUAAAUUCAGAGACGGAAAUGCCUCCCUUUUCAUUGAGAACGUGCAGAUGUCUGAUGAGGGGCUUUAUAAAUGUGUUGUCGUACUGAAAGACGGCGUUACCUCUGAAAUCACAGUGUUAACUGUUUUAGCCUCUUCCGAACCCCCUCAGUUGACAGAAGCCCUGGACACUCGCUCCUUCACCUGCUCUUCUAGAAAUGGUUUCCCUCCUGCGCUGGUGACCUGGACCGGUGGCAGUGGGAUGAAUUACACUCUGGAUUCAGUCACGCAGCACACACUGAAUCCAGAGGGGCUGUAUGAUGUUGUGAGUAAAUUAACAAGGAAUGUUACUGAAGAGGAAACAAUCUGCUGUACAGUGUGGAACCAGCCUCUCCAAGAACACAAAACCAACUGCAUGCGAGUCACUCCAGGACAAGAGACCGAUGAUCAGCAUAUUAUACUGAUAGCAUCCCUAAUCCUUGUCACCCUGGCUUGUGUCGGGUUCAUGAUAUACUGGUAUCUCUCUAAAGGACGCCGGAAUCUGGCCAGAAAGCAGAAAAGGAUUUCUAAUUGCUCAGACGACACGGCCAUUAUACUGAUUGGAAAACCAAAGCACGGCGUGCCGUCGCUCAUCAACUCCUGUGUGUUUGCCUACAAGGCUGAAGAGCCCUUUGCUAACUGGGCUGGUGCUGAGAAGGAUCCCCCACAUUAUGCCCAGCCUGAGGAGGUGCCCCUAACAGAGCGCAUCACCAUCACCAGAGCACUGCUGCAGCAGGAGGACAGGUUCUGGACCAGUGAACGGGACUCCUACCUGGACAAGUGGAGAAGGGAAGAACAGAGUCACAGACGCCCUUUUGUGUUUGUGCACAGUUGCAUCAACAAGCUGACAGCAACAACCAAAGAUGAAAUUCAAAAACUGUUUGAAGAUGUUAGAAGUGUUUCAGGCUCGUACCCUUUCACUGCGCUGACCAUGAAGAACUUUGAAAAUGCAGAUGAGCUGAAACGUUUCUUCAAGGAUCUGGGGAGUAAACGGGUGUUCACAUUUCACAACUACACGAUACACGACCACAAGAGAACUGCAAAGAGGGAUGAGGAGUUUUUGGAUUUCGUGAUCGCCUGUAUUGAUGAGACUCUUGUCCCUGAAUUUGAGACGGUACACUUAAAGGAGAAUGUUUGAUGUAUCCUUCACACCCACUGUAUCCUGGUAAAGAGUACAGUACAAGA
Acipenser ruthenus (sterlet) is the source of this 1593-nucleotide messenger RNA. RefSeq lists its product as uncharacterized. The record is from RefSeq and is a predicted model, not a curated record. NCBI's taxonomy places the organism in Eukaryota, Metazoa, Chordata, Actinopteri, Acipenseriformes, Acipenseridae. Bases 104 to 1546 code for a protein of 480 amino acids. The transcript has 8 exons.